AUGAUAACGUAUGUUACUGCUCAACAAACUUGUCAGUUAACUGAUCCGGAUAUUCUUGGACCCUACUAUCAUCCUGGUGCACCUGCAUCUAAAGAGCAACUUUGCGCCAAUUUACCGGCACAUGAUCGAUUGAUUUUAACUGGACAAGUACUCGAUUACGAAUCGAAAUGUGCACGUGGUGUUCCCAAUGUGAAAUUGGAUUUAUGGCAGGCUAAUUACAAUGGUGUGUAUUCUGGUGGUCAGAAUGCUAGUGAUUGGUGGUGUCGAGGUAUCAUUAACACAGAUUCCAAUGGCAAAUUUCGUAUUAGUACUCUGUUCCCUGGUCGUUACGAUGACGGUGGUUACCGUCCGGCUCACAUUCAUUUCAAGGUUACUGCUGACGGUUAUCCAACAUUAGUAACCCAAUUGUAUUUCAAUCUUGAUUAUUAUCUCUCACCACGUGAUUCAUGCACACGCUGUCGUAGUGAUGCCAAAUCGUUGGUGGUAUCAGCCGUACAUCGUGAUGAUAUCAAAACGUUCGAAGUUACGCAUUUUCCACUCUUGAAUCAAACACAAUUGUUUACACCGACUGGUAUAAAUCAAUUUGAGAUGGCAAAAUGUAUAGUUAUUGUUCGUUUACUGAAUUUUAUUGAAGGACUUUAG
This is a messenger RNA of Rotaria sp. Silwood1, 642 nucleotides long. NCBI's taxonomy places the organism in Eukaryota, Metazoa, Rotifera, Eurotatoria, Philodinida, Philodinidae. The record is from the annotation of a GenBank genome assembly.